This is a messenger RNA of Culex quinquefasciatus (southern house mosquito), 16388 nucleotides long. It is a transcript of the gene poe, whose product is annotated as protein purity of essence. The record is from RefSeq and is a predicted model, not a curated record. Gene Ontology annotation, molecular function: protein binding; zinc ion binding. The coding region runs from base 47 to 16081 and encodes 5344 amino acids. Lineage: Eukaryota; Metazoa; Arthropoda; Insecta; Diptera; Culicidae. The transcript is spliced from 8 exons.
GACACCCCUGCGGUCACAGUGAAAAAUCAAACCCAACGGGAGCAAGAUGGCUGCACACUCGGGAGGAAUCGAUUGGGCGAAAAUUUUGCCCCUUUUGAGCAAUUCAAGUGAAAAUGUUAGCAAAUCCGACACGCAAAAUCUGGUGAAGACCAUCAUCCAAAGCGAAAAUGAAAUCUUGGAUCACGAUGCGGCCCACAAGCAGUUUUUCGACAGUUUUGUCGUGCUGGCGGCCGAAUAUCUCACCAACCAAGUCACGACACUAUCGCAGACCCAGCUGCCGCAGUUUUCCGAAGCUGCGACGGUCCUCAUCCGGUACAUUCUGCAGCAGCACCAGGACGUGCAGGCUCCGAACAAGCCGAGCAUUCUGCUGAUGGCCCUCAAAGUGCUGUGCGAAGGGCGCAAAGAUUCCGGCGAGAAUGGCACCGGAACCGGUUCCGGAUCGUCGAUAAUUUCCGCGUCCAGCAUGAAGUACCUCAAGUAUCCGGAAGCGCAUGGCAAAUCUUCGUGCGGUGGCAGCUCGUCUUCCGGUGUGGGUGUCAGCUCCGGUGGUAGUGGCUCGGAGAAGGACAGUCCCAAGAGUGAGAUGAAACGCUCGCGCUCAGAUCUGUCCACCGUCAUUCUGCAACAGCUGACGACCCCGUUGGGGGCCGGCGCGUUUACGUUCGCCACGUUGAGUGAGGAGCAAAUUGAUUGCACCGACAUGUUCGUCAAGUCCAACAUCCAGUGCCUGCAGGCGACCAACGGAGGCGACACGCUGUACAAGUGGUGCUGCAACUCGCUGGCCACUCUGGCGAAAUAUCGCGCCAAGUACGAAGAGUGCACCAUCCAAGGCAAACCACUCUACUUACCGAUUACGACCACGGAGGCGAGCGCCGUCAAGGCGAACCUCCCGCAAAUUGAGUCCGACAUUUCGAACCUGCUGCUGGCGGUGUCCAUGCCCGUGUUAGACCUUUGCCCUUCGAAGAUUGCGCUGCUCUCGCAGUGCGCCAUGUCCGCGCUGUACUGUGGCGUGCUGACUUCAACCGCCGUGAGCGUCCUGACGAUGGCCGCAAGUGGAUCGCAGAAGAGUGCAUCGUCAUCGCAACUGCAACAGAAGGAGCAACAACAGCCGGGAAACACUCCGUCGCAGAAGGAAGCUGACGACGAAGACGACCUGGCCCGGAUCGUUGUUGAUCGAGCGUUGGAAAUUUUCACAAAGAUUGGAAGCAUUUUGAAGAGUUCGACGCGAACCCACAUCUACCAGAACCACGUCUGCAUGGGCGCGUGGCUGCUCAUCUCCGGCAUCCAAGGGACGAUGGGAGCUUCGGGCAACCCGGGCGGAGGUUCCGUGCAGACAACGGCUUCGGUCAAAACGUCCGAGGAGAGUCUCAAGGGUAGAAGCCCGUUGAAAACGUUGGACGUACCGCAGAUGGCGUCUGCCGCACCGACUCCGGCGCUCAGAGUGAACCUGUUCAAGGUUCAGCAAGGCUUCGGCGUUCUAAACGCGGCCAUCGCCCGGCACAGCAUCACGCUGCUUACGGAACUGAUCGACGAUUUGAAGAUUGACUCUCGUACCGACGACGAAGAGUACAGCAGCAUCGAGUCGGCCGGUUUCGAUAUCCUGGGACAGUAUUCCUCAAUCCAACGCGUUGUUCGUGUACUCAACAGUGCUACGUUGCAACAGCUGAUGACCUUCCUGGCUACGGUGUCCUACCGGAAGGCAUGCACUCUGCGCAGAAUCAACACGAAAACCACCAACGAAGGCGAACCGAUGAGCUACAGCGAUUCCACGACCUACUACAACGACACCUUUUCCUGCUCGGAAGGAAGUGAACCCGAAGAGGAGGACAGCGACAGCUAUUUGGGCCUCUGGUUCAAGGAGACUCUUUCCCCAGAGGCGAACGAGGAGAUGACGGAGUCCCAGGAGCAGGAGAAAAAGGAGGAAAAACGGCACGGCAGCAACCUGGUUCCGGCCAAGGAUGAACCGCACGAGUAUCUCAACUUGAGCUCGCUGAUUUUCAACUUUUUCGACGUUUCCCUCGGGGGUCAACACAUCUAUCUGAACCGUUACGUACGCACCGGACUUAGCGAGCAGCAAAUGGUUCUACUCGCUAAUAUUCUCCGCGACUUGGACCGUGACUCGGCGCGUGGCGAACCCGAAAACUCCGGUUGUCUUCAGUGGCAAAACGCGAUGGUAAAGUUCUCCGGUUCCGUCGGUCGUUACCUGCACAAUCUGAUCUCCAACUCGCUGCUAAACGAGUCGCUGCAAUCGGCACUGCUGCUUCAUCUGGGCGUUUCACCGUGGACCCAAGAUUCCAACAUCUGGCCACUGCAGGUGUAUUCCCGAACGCUAGCCGUACUCGUGCAAAUCUUGCUGCUGAAACCAUCGCAAGAAAAGGAAGCGGCCUGCCUUUCGGUUUGGCACCGCCUGGUGAACACACUCGUCGAAGGCGUCUGCUCCAACCCAACCAUCCCGAACGAAACAGAAAUCGAAGACCUCAACGUGGAACAUGCCCAGCUGCUGCUCUUCCUGUUCCAUUCGCUCAACCUCAUGCAGAAGAAGUCGAUCCUGCUGCUGACCGCCGGCGGAGUGAUUCGUUGCUCGGAAGUGUGCCGUUCGGUCACUCCGGAAAAGCCACUUCGUGACCACCAGAUCAUGCUCCUUUCGAGACUGCUUCUGUUCCUCGAGUAUCUCAUGAAGCACCUGUACAACCCGCCGAACGUGCUGCUCGAGCAGGUUCGCUGGAAUCUGUUUAGCGUGUUCACGCUCGACUCGGAACAGAAAAUUUCCGAUCUCAUCAACUACAAGACCAAAAUGAUGUCGUUCUGCCGCAAGGACAUCGAGGACAAGCACAAGAAGCUGGCCAACGAGUUCAGCGUGGGCGGAGUGAAGCCCAAGUUCUACUCGCUCACAACCGUCGACGCAAAGAUCCAGCAAGAGUUCAAGCUGGACGGGCUGGCGUGGAACUUUAUCCUGUGCACACCGGACAAACUCAAGUAUCCGUGGCUGAUUGACGCGUUGAUCGACAUUCUCAGCAUUACGGACAUGUGCCUGGCCAAGAUUCCGUACCAGACGCUUUGCGCCGUUCACUACUGCUUCAGUUUGUGCUGGAAGCUGCUGCUGGGUCUGCCACCGUCGACGCAACACGUCGAGGCACUGAUGCAGGAAAAGGUUCCCAAUCUGCACUCGCUGCUUUGGUCGAUUCGUUGUCUGCAUCCGAUCACCCACUCGCACUACCUGAUCGUUAACAGUCUGGUGAAGCAGGGCAUGUACACCCAGUCGGCGGAAGCGCUCUGGAACCGCCUCACGGAUCACGUCUCAGACGUCAAGUACAGUCUCAAGCUGACGCUGCUCGGUCUGGAAUCAUUCGCCGCCUCGUUCGCGCCCGAUCAACCGCGGCUGUCGAAAAUCAUUCUACUCGACGCGCUCGUCUCCCACCUGUACGCGAUUUGCUGGGCGGAAAAGGAAGGCGUCAACAUCAAGACCAAGUCGAACAGCAGCAGCAGCUCGUCCAGCAGCAGUAGCAGUUCGACCUCGAGUAACAGCAGCUCCACGUCGACCAGUUCGAGCGGAAGCGAUUCCAGCGUGGGAACCGUCGGGCAGACGCAGCUCACCGUAACGCCGGCUGUCGCAAGUACGACUGAGGUCACGGCCGCCGCUACACCUGGCGUUGAGGCCGUCAAGUUGGCCUCGCGGAACGAUUUGACGCGCAGUUUGGUGGUGAAACUGAUGGAAGUGCUGGAUAUUGUGAAGCAAGCCACCUACAAGACCAUGUUCCAGAAUUUGAGUGGUCAGAUUCCGGCCUCGCUGAUCGAACCGCUGAUUGCGAUCUGUGGCUCGAAGAAUACCUUCUGUCAGGAUUUGUCCACCCAACUGAUUGGGCUGAUUACCGGCCAGGACAAGGACUUGAUUUCGGUCGAGUGGCGCAAAAAUCUGUCGAUUCCCAGCGAGGACAACUUUACAAGCGGAUCGUUCCCGGUUGAAAUGCACACGCUGACCGUGAUCAGCAACCUUACCGAGACUUCGAAACAUUUGACCAACUCUAUUCUACUCUCGCUGAAACAUGCGCUCAAAUCGUGCGUCAACUUGAUCUACUACAUGUUGCCGAAUUACGACGAUAAAGAUCUGGACAACGAGCUGAAGGAUAUCCUCAUUCCGAUGGUGUUUGAUCUGCGUUCGGAAUACCUGUACGACGUGGUCAACAAGUGUCUGGAGUCCCUGCUGGGUGGCGACAACAGCUCGGAGACGUACCAGCUGCUGGCCUACUCCAACAUCCUGCGCCACAGCUAUCAAUUCCUCAUUGAAUACACGGAACUCUCCGCCCAAGGACAGACGAUCAGCAUCGAGGAGACCGUCCUGCACAACAUUGUCAAGUUCUGGGAGUCGAUGCUGGACAAAUCCAUCGGACUGAAGGCCAUGCGAGAGUUCUUUUACGAAAGCAAGAAGGGCAACCUGGUUCAAAUUCUGCUCUCGUUCACCGGCACAAAUCUGUCGCAGAAAUACUCAACGAAAGUGAUGCAGUUUUUCGAAAAGUUGUUUGCCGCCUCCGAGAAGCUCGACGCCCAGUUCGAUGAAGAAGAGGUUUGCAGCUGCAUCAGCGAGCUCGCGGACGCGGACGCCAUCAAACUUAAGAACUGGCUCAGCCACAUUCUGCUUGGACCGCGAGGCGCCAGCCUCACAGCUGGCGGUUCGAACGCUUCCAGCAACGUCCCAACGCCGACCAACAUGGCAACGGUAUCGGCGAUACCCAGCAUCACCGACCAGUUGGCCGUUUCGGCCACCUCCGACAACAACACGGGGAACAACGCGUCGGUGACGGGCGCGGACGCGAUGGAGAUCGACUUUGAGUGCAUGCCCUGGCAGCGGGAAACGAGCCGCACCGGCAACGACAUCGUCGACGAAGCGCUCGAGAAGAACGGGAAGCUGCUGCAAACGCUGGUCAAGUACAUUGUCGCCGAGAAUCGGAUUGCGCCGUCCGUGUCGGAAGCCCUGUUCCAGGCGUUGAUCCAGAUCGGGCACAAUCUGCUCUGUCCGGCUCAGGAGGCGAUCGAAUUUGCUGACCUGCUGCAGGUGAUGAUUACGCUGGCCGACGCCGGGAAGGGUCGUGGCCACGCGAUGCUGUUUACUGCGGCGGUGGAUUGGUUGGAGAUUUCCAAGAACCAGGUCCUCGAGAACAAGGGUGGCAAGAAUGGAGCGAGAUCGUCCGUUCAGUUGGAAAACGUUACGGCAAUCUUGAAAUACAUGAGCGAUUUGCUGCUUGGACUGGGCGCCGGAGGAAGUCGCGCGGCCAACUCGCUGGACGAAGAGUCACCGCUGGAGGUGGAAGACAUCCUCGAUGAUCUGGGUGGUGACGAUGAGGACAGCGCGGUGGAGGACUCGGACGAGGACAGUCUCAGUAACAAGCUGUGCACGUUCUCAAUCACGCAGAAGGACUUUAUGAACCAGCACUGGUACUAUUGUCACACGUGCAAGAUGGUCGACGGCGUUGGCGUUUGCUCGGUUUGUGCUCGCGUGUGUCACAAGAACCACGACAUCAGCUACGCCAAGUAUGGGAACUUUUUCUGCGAUUGCGGCGCCAAGGAGGACGGAUCGUGCCAGGCACUGUCUCGCCGCAGCAACUCCGGACACGGCGAAGAUUCGAUACUUGGGUCGGCGUUGCCACGAUCCACCGACCCAGAUUCGGUGCUGCUGACGAGCUCACUCCGACGUCGUGCUUCGAGCCCAAGUAGCCAAAAUGCGAACCAAUCCGGGGGUGGUCAAAUGACGGAGAAGGAGCUACUGCUGACGAAGAUCAUCGAAAGCUCCAAGGACAUUCUGAGUAACCCGGAUCAGUGGAAAACCGUCGUACGAUGCAUUUUGACGUUCUUCAACGGACUGAUGCCGGCCAUUGCCGACCACUGCGCCAAGUACUCAACGGUCGGAUGUCACCUGCGGGCUCGUAACGCCCUGGAACGGCUCCACCAACCGGAAAAGUCGUACUCUUUCAGCGACCAGAUCAUGGUGGCCACGCUGGGAUCCCAGGAGGGAGCCUUCGAAAACGUCCGAAUGAACUUCUCGGGCGAGCAAGGUCAAACCAUCAAGCAGCUGCUGUCUUCGAACCUCGUCCGCCGCGUUGCCUUGUGCUGUCUGUCGUCGGUUCACGGAAAACGCCAACAGUUGGCCAUUUCACACGAGAAAGGAAAGGUCACCAUUCUGCAGCUGUCCGCGCUUCUGAAGCAAGCUGAUGCCGCCAAGAAGAAGCUCACCCUGACAAGACUUGCGUCGGCUCCAAUUCCCUGCACGGUUCUUUCGUUGGCAUCGAACCCGGCCAACGAAGAUUUCCUGGCCGUUUGUGGGCUGAAGGAGUGCCACAUUCUUACCUUUACCAGCACCGGUGCAACGAACGAACACAUCGUGCUGACUCCACAGCUUGAAACUGGAAACUUUAUCAAGCGAGCCAUCUGGUUGCCGUGCUCGCAAACGAAGCUCGCCCUGGUGACGGCUGAUUUCGUCAAGAUCUACGACUUGGCCGAGGACAGUUACAGCCCGCAGUACUACUUUUUGGUGCCCAGCGGAAAGAUCCGUGACUGUACGUUUGUGUACCAGGAGGACGCGUACUACAUGCUGAUUAUGUCCUCGCACGGAUACAUCUACACGCAACCGUUGAGUGACGAGAGUUUGGCCAAGCAUGGUCCGUUCUACGUUACAAGCACCCUCGAACUGGACCAUCCAUCGAUCACGGACGACAAUGGACAAAUCCUUGCCGGCGGAGUGUCCAUCUACUACUCGCACGUGCUCCAGAUGCUGUUCUUCAGCUACGUCGCCGGACGCAACUUUAUGGCUCCGUUGUCCAAUGUGAACCAGGGCGUCAAAUGUGUCAUCAAUCUGAUCUCAAACCCAGCUUCGAAGGUGUUUUCCAAAUCCACGACCCAGCCGCUCUGCCAGUGGACGGAAAUUCCUGGCCACCCAGGUCUCAUCUGCGCCAUGAUGCAGAACCUCAACAACCCGGUCAUCUUCAUGAUCAAACCGGACGGCUACGUUGCGCAGGAAAUCAAAGCGCAGAACGCCAAGGCCAAAAUCAUGGACAUGGUCGCGAUUCGUCAUUCGGUGUCCGGCGUGGAAAAAACGACCCUCAUCCUGCUCUGCGAAGACGGCAGUCUGCGAAUCUACGCGGCCCACCCGGAAAACACCGGCUACUGGCUCUCGCCGGAAAUUCAACCCAUCGGAAAUCAGUUCCAAACCGGAAGCUGCUCCAAGUCGCGCAAGUCUAAGAAAGCCAACAAGCAGAACGCCAACAACCCGGUCGGUGGCAAAGGUGGCGUCGCUUCUGCGCCGGCCUUCCCGAUUGAUUUCUUCGAGCAUUGCACGCUCAUGAACGAGGUCGAGUACGGCGGCAACGAUCUGCUGCAGAUUUACAACACCCAGCACCUGAAGCAUCGGUUGAACUCGACCGGACUGUACGUGACUUCAACGCGGGCCAACGGAUUUACGCUGGAUGUGAUGAACAACGAUGCAAACAUGGUCAUCACCGGCAUUCGCAUCUCCAUCGGCUCGCAGGACGUGGCCAAAUCGCCCCAAAAUGUCACCAUUCUCGGGAGGGUCAUUCCGACCGUGGCGACACGCGCCCGCUGGUUCGACAUUCCGCUAACCCGGGAGGAGAGCUUGCAAAGCGAUAAAAAGCUGAGCAUCCUGUUUGGUUCGUCGGUUGACGCGGAAAACGUCACCAUUCUGGACAGCAUCAAAGUGUACGGUAAAACCAAGGACGUGUUCGGUUGGCCCGAAGAGUCGGAAGAGGUGGGCACAUCGCAGCUGAACUCCGCAACGCAAACCCAGAAUGGACAGCUCGCUGGAUCGGUGACCAACGGAGAUGGCGGGGAUGGGAAUGGAUCGUCGGGAGCGCAGAUAACUCCGCUGGAUAAAAUGGUUUCGACGAUGCUGCAGGUACUCGAUAGUGGAGUUUCGUUGCUAGGUGGAGCUAACAGCGAAGAAAAUUGCAAGCAAACCGCAAUUGACGUGGCCACGAUGUUGAUUCUGCACCCGACGACCAACCUGGUUCAGCAGGAGGCACGCAGCGUACUGACCACCUGCCAUCCUAGCAAGGUAGCUUAUCACGCGUUUAAAGACAAGGAAAUCCUUGCGGAUAUCAACGCGCAGCUCAAGAAAAUGGCCGAUAACAAAGACUAUCGCAAGAUUGAUCCGGAAGCGUUCUACCGUGUGGUGCUGAUGACGCGAGGAAUCGCCAUCCAAAGACCGCAAGCGCUCACCAAGAUCUGCUCCGAGAACCAGUUCCCCAUUUUGCAACAGCUAAUGGAACUGAUGAAGGCUCUGUACCGCAUCACUCCAGCGUACGAAGAGCCGCUGGCGAUUGUGAAGCAGGGAUUGUCUCACGUUGAAGCCGUCGUCUACUCGCUGGUGGAGAUCAUAUACGCUUUUGCGCUGGCCGACAAUGAAAUGGUAGAACCGAUGACCAAGUUCUUCGUGGAGUUGUUACUCGACACCGCGCCCAUCAUCAGCCACAGCGCCAAGCAGGCAAUGAUUCGCUUGCUUCGUCCGAAAGUGCGUCGUCGCAAGGUUCUGAUCGAGAGUCCACCCGUUUGUUCGACACCAACUCCGUCGACUGUUGUGCCCAGCUUGGCCGGACCAUCGACCUCGAACGCAGCAGCUGCGUCCUCUUCAACUGGCGCUGUCGGUGGAUCUGCUUCGAACGAUGACUUUGCCGGUGCAAUACAGGAAGUGGACGCCAUUGAAUCGCUCGGAUUGGAACCGUCCGGAGGUAAUCAGGCACUUGCCUCAUUGGAAGCAUUGCUCGGCGUUGGCUUCCCACACCUGCUGGAAACGCCCGAUGCAGAUGAUGAAACCAUUAUGGAGAUUGCCAUCGCGUUGAGCCUGCAGGACAACGAAACUGAUCUGGCGGCGCUGCAGCAGAGUAUCGCUCAGUACCAAGGAAGAAAUCGUAACCAAGCCCCGGGACUGCCAGCGGCCAUCGCCGGCGGAUCGUCGUUCAAUGUAGAGUCAAACACCUCCGGUGGAGGUUCGGACGAUGACGAAAUAUCCAACGUGGCUACGGAAGGUUCAACACUGCGUACGAGUCCGGCUGGGGAGCAUGCCGGAAGUGGCAGCGGAGGAUCGGAAAGUGGUUGCAGCGGAGUCGAGAGUAUCGGAGGGACGUCGGGAAGAAGUUCAACGUACGAGGAGCAACCCAAUCCGUCACCUCCGAGGACGUCCGGUGUGGACCAGAUUCCACAGCCACAGCCGGUUGCUCCACCGGAAGCCGAGGAAGGCGCUGGAGAGAACGCGUGCAAACUCCACGUGCUACGCUAUUCAAUUCUGAACAAGCUGGUCGAAAACUUUGCCAUGUUGGACACCGUCAACGGAUCACAGUGCAUUCCCUUUAUGCAGGUGAUUUUGAUGUUGACCUCGGAUUUGGACGGAAGCCAGGAAGCCGACCAACAAGUGCUGGGUCGUAUGCUGCAGGCGUUGGUUGAUCGUUUGGAGAUUUCUGCGACUAAAACCUACCAGAUGUCGAAUCGAACGUCCAAAACUGAAGUUCAGCUGAUUAUCCUUCGGCUGGUUGGCGUUCUGAUGGGUAAGGUCAAGUCCAAAUCGUCCUCUUCGUCUUCGUCGGGAGGUGCGUCGAUGGUCAGCCAAGCAGUUCUGGACAACGCUAACUUUGUGGCCCAAGCAACGGCCAACGCCCUGAUGAAGAACAACGCAAUCCCGUACUGUCUGAUGAUCAUGGAGUCGUUCCUGCCGCACUGGAAGAAUGUGGCCAACAGCGAAGAGCUACCAGCCGUUGUCCCGAAUAACGCCAACGCCGGUCCAAAUGCUGGUCCAUUCAUCUCGGGUGGGGCACCGACCAACAGCCUGCUAAAGCCAACGCUAUACGGUCUGUCCCCAGAUAUGCAGCCCUUCUUCGCUCGGCAGUACGUGAAAGGAUGCACGGACGUGUUUGAGCUGUACCCACAGGUUCUCACCGAAAUGGCCGUCCGCCUGCCGUACCAGGUGCUGAAGUUGUCGUCGGGACACCCGUCCUCUCACGAGUGGUACCAUUCGCUGUGUGAGUUCAUGACCAACACCCUGUGCGAGUACAUGAUGUACAUGCAAUCGCCGGUUCUACGUCGACAAGUGCGCAAACUGCUGCUGUACAUCUGUGGUAACAAGGAAAAGUACCGCCAGCUGCGUGAUCUUCACUCGCUCGAUACACACAUGAAGGCGGUCAAAAAGUGCUGCGAUGGGAAUGCCGCACCCCAAAUUCCGGCCAUCGGAUCCAGUACGAGCGCACUGCUCAGCUAUGACUCGCUGGUUGAGCUGACGGAACAUUUCCGAGCAUGUCAGGAGAUUGCAUCGAUCCGUACGGGAAAUUGGCAAAAGUUCUGCGUCCGAAAUCCGGACAUCCUUUCCUCGUUGCUGAACAUCAGCUGCAACCAGCUGGAGGAAGGCGUUUCGUCGAUUAUUCUACAACUGCUCCAGUCGGCAAUCUGCAACACACAAGGCAUAAGAGGACCGGACGCGUCCAACUCUGGCAGUGUCAAGAUUUCCGUCCUGAAGGAACGCAAGGAUCGCGACAAAUCGGAGGAAUCGGACACCGCGACCGAAUCCAAGUUUGACUCGGCACAGUGCAUUGCACUCGUUACGCAGAUCUUUAACCAGGUGUCGCUGCAAAACCUGACCAAGUUCAUCCGCAGCUUCCUGCUGGAAACCAACUCCACCGCCAUCCGUUGGCAAGCUCACAGCCUGGUGUACGCGUUCUACGAGAGCAGCAACGAGGCAAACAAGGAACUGCUGCUUCAGUGUUUGUGGGGUCUGUGGCCAUUGCUGCCAGCGUACGGAAAGCGAACCGCCCAGUUUGUCGAUUUGCUUGGAUUCCUCACGCUCAACACCAAAUCGCUGAGCGACAAACUGCCCGAUUACACUGCCCAAGCGGUGUCGGUUCUGCGCCAACAAAACGAGCUACUCUCGAAGCAUCCGAAUGCUCCGAUUUAUACCGCCCUGGGACACGUGCUGGAGCUGGAAGGAUUCUACCUCGAGUCGGAACCUUGCUUGGUGUGUAACAAUCCGGAGCUACCCUAUUCAAACAUCAAACUCUCGACCAUUAAGGUCGACUCCAAGUUCACGACGACCACCACCAUCGUCAAGCUGGUCCAGAGUCACACCAUUUCGAAGAUCAUCCUGCGCAUCGCCGACCUCAAGCGAGCCAAAAUGGUGCGCACCAUCAACAUCUACUACAACAACCGCACAGUCCAAGCCGUAGUUGAGCUGAAGAACCGCCCCUCGAUGUGGCACAAGGCGCGCAAGGUCACCCUGCAGUCCGGCCAAACCGAUGUCAAGAUUGACUUUUCGCUGCCGAUUACGGCGUGCAACUUGAUGAUUGAGUACGCCGACUUUUACGAAACGGUCAGCGGAUCGAGCGAAAGUCUGCAGUGUCCUCGGUGCAGCGCCGUAGUCGCGGCCAACCCGGGAGUUUGCGGAAACUGCGGCGAGAACGUGUUCCAAUGCCACAAGUGCAGAGCGAUCAACUACGACGAAAAGGAUCCGUUUUUGUGUCACUCGUGCGGUUACUGCAAGUACGCUAAAUUUGAGCUGAGCAUCUUUGGGCGAGCCUGUUGCGCGGUUGACCCCAUUGAAAGCGCCGAAGAUCGGGCCAAAACGGUGCAGACCAUUCACGCCUCGCUUGAGAAGGCGGACCGAUCUUACAAGACGCUGCAGAACAACAAGCAGAUUCUGGAGCUGCUCGUGCAGAAGGUGGCCGAGCAUAAGCUGGACCGUACGCUGGAUGAAACGCUGAUUGGAGCGGUUGUUGGGUCUUCGCAGGUCAACAAGGUGAUACAGUUGUUGGCCCAAAAGUACUGCGUCGAGUCCAAGUCGACGUUCGAAGAGCUGAGCAAGAUUAUCCAGAAGGUUCAAGCUUGUCGAAGAGAACUCGUCGCCUACGAUCGCAGCCAGAUGGACUCCCCGGUUGGUGGAACGCUGACCCUUGGAGCGUCUUCGGAGCGGGCCGUUGCUCUGAACAAGUGCUACGGAUGUGCGCUGGCCUCUACGGAACAGUGUUUGACUCUGCUGCGCGCGAUGGCAUCGAACAUGCCGUGCCGCGUCGGACUGUGCAACCAGGGCUUGGUGCAGGAACUGGCGCUGAACAAUCUUCGCCGUGGAACGAACCAAAUUCAGGACGAAGUCCGUCAGCUGCUCUGCCUGUUGACGCGGGAUUUGCCGGACGCAACUUUGGAUCUGUGCCAGCUGCUGCAGGAUCGCGUCAAGAUGGCUCUCAGUGGAACCGUUCCGCUGGCCAACCUGGAUUCUGCGGUGCGUCAUGAGAUGGGUCUGCUGGAAGCGAUGACCGCCCAGGACGAUUCCUGCUGGGAGCUGAAGCUGAAGACCGUCAUUGAAUUGUUCCUGCAGGCGUCGAGAGACGUCCGUGGUCCGGCAGUUGCCGUAAUUCAACCCUGUUUGCGCAUCGUCCAAUCGCUCAUGUGUCCACCGCUGCCGACGAGCAAGGCCAACAAGGAUCUUACCACGCAGGAACUGUGCACCGUUCAGCCGACGGAGGGACUCACCAUCAGCUACGAAAAGUGGAUAGGCGGCGAUCCAAACCACUCGUUCGCGUCCUGGAAGGAACGCAUGCCACCGAUUACCGGCACGGCAACUCCGCGCGCCGAAGACAGCACCAUCCAGCUGGCGCAAACGGCAACUGCCUCAGGCCGCGGCGCUGGUUUGCCGACCACUCCGAUCAGCACUUUCCGGUCGGCGCUCGAGCAGAAACGAAGCCAGUUCAGAAACGCAUAUUUGUACGAAAAGUACGGCAGACGCUGGCGGCAGAAGGUCCUGGGCAAGGGUGUGAACGCGGUUCCGCUGGAGUUGACGGCCGCUUGGUUGCAACCGGUGCUGUUCAAUACCAACUCGCGGCUGGGUCGUCAGCUGGCGUGCGCUUUGGUUACAUCGUUGAGUCGGACGCCUGAACGUAAGCGAGAGAUUUUGGACCUGCUAACCAGUUUUCUGAAGCACAUUGGUGAAAGUGGUGAAGCCAGCGCAGAGUUUAUCGCUCUCUAUCGUAUUUUGGCGGACGAGACCCCGUGGCGACAGUAUCUGGCCUUGAAGGGAGUUCUCUCGUUGAUCGCCGACCUGUUGACUGUUGAAAUUGAAAAGAUUCAUCGUCUGGAAGAAACGACCCUUUCCUCGGAUUUGGCACAAGGCUACGCGUUGAAGCAGCUCGUCGAGUUGAUGGCCAUGUUUUUGGACAAUCCACCGAUCCGGAAGGCGUUCAAGGGCAAACUGCUCGGCUCGGUACUCCAAGGAUAUCUCAAUCUGCGCAAGCUUGUGGUUCAACGGACUCGCCUCAUCGACGAUGCGCAGGAGAAGCUGUUGGAGAUGUUGGAGGAGAUGACCACCGGAACGGAGGAGGAAACGGCGGCCUUCAUGGCGGUUUGCAUCGAUACCGUACGCAAGACUUCGACGACGGACGUCAAGACUCCGGUGUUUAUGUUUGAACGUCUGUGCUCGAUAAUUCACCCGGAGGAGAAUGACGUCGGGGAGUUCUUCCUGACGCUGGAGAAGGACCCGCAGCAGGAAGACUUUUUGCAGGGCCGUAUGUUGGGCAAUCCGUAUCCUUCGAACGAGGCCGGGUUGGGUCCGUUGAUGCGAGAUGUGAAGAACAAGAUUUGCAUCGACUGCGAACUGGUAGCUUUGCUGGACGACGACAACGGAAUGGAACUACUGGUGCAUAACAAAAUCAUCAGUUUGGAUCUGCCCGUCAAGGAGGUUUACAAGAAGGUUUGGCUGCAGGAAGGUGGCGAACGCGAUGCCAUGCGUAUUGUUUACCGCAUGCGGGGUCUGUUGGGAGAUGCCACGGAAGAGUUUAUCGAAACGCUCAACGCCAAGAGUCAGGAAGAGGUGGACAACGAGCAGCUGUACCGUAUGGCGAACGUGCUAGCGGACUGUGAUGGACUCAAGGUGAUGCUCGAUCGAAUCGGAAGUCUGCAGAACGUAUCGAGGUCUAGAACUCUGUUGCAAGUGCUGCUGAAGCUGUUCCUGCUGAGCGUAAAAGUGCGUCGCUGCCAGGAGGUGCUGUGCCAGCCUGAACUCGGCGCCAUCAACACCCUGCUCAAGGUACUGCAACUCUGUCUGCAAAGCGAAAACGACGCACAGCAAUCCGUUGUGACGGAGAAGUUGCUCGAAAUCAUGGAGACGAUUCUGUCCAAGGCCGCUUCCGACACGCUGGACUCUUUCCUGCAAUUUUCGCUUACCUUCGGUGGACCCGAGUACGUUCAGGCGCUUCUAUCCUGUACAAACUGCGCGAACGUACGUAACAAUCCGUCGGUUCUGCGCCACCUGAUUCGUGUGCUGGCCGCACUCGUGUACGGCAACGACAUCAAAAUGGCACUGCUGUGCGAGCACUUCAAGGAGGUGUUUGAUUUCGACAAAUUCGACGCGGACCGCACCCCGGAGGACGAGUUCAAGCUGGAGCUGUUUUGUGUCCUGACCACCGGAAUCGAGCACAACUCAAUCGGAGGUAUUCUGAAGGACUACAUCAUGAGUCUGGGCAUUGUGGACAAAGCACUGGGUUACAUCGUAAAUCACGCUCCGUGUGUCAAACCGACCCUGCUACGAACCGAUUCGGACGAGUUGAAGGAGUUUAUCUCGCGAGCCUCUCUGAAGUACAUCCUGCGGGCGCUAACCGGACUGGCAACGAAGCAUGAGGCAACCCAGCUGGCCGUCGCCAAGGACAUCAUUCCCAUCAUCCAUCGGUUGGAGCAGGUGUCCAGCGAUGAGCACGUCGGAUCGUUGGCGGAGAAUUUGCUUGAAGCGCUGUGCACCGAACCGGCCACCGCAAAACGUGUCCAGGAAGUGCGUGACUUUACACGUGCCGAGAAGAAACGGCUCGCGAUGGCAACCCGCGAAAAGCAACUGGACGCGCUAGGAAUGAGAACCAACGAAAAGGGUCAAGUUACGGCCAAGGGCUCAAUCCUGUCGCAAAUCGAGAAGCUUCGUGAAGAAACGGGACUUGCAUGCUUCAUCUGCCGCGAAGGUUACGCCUGCCAGCCGAACAAGGUGCUGGGAAUCUACACCUUUACCAAGCGAGCCAACGUCGAGGACUUUGAGAUGAAGCCGAAGAAAACCGUGGGCUACACGACGGUCACGCACUUUAACAUCGUACACGUGGACUGCCACAUGUCGGCCAUCCGGCUCGCCAGAAGUCGCGACGAGUGGGAGAGCGCCUCGCUGCAGAACGCCAACACUCGCUGCAACGGGCUGCUUCCGCUGUGGGGACCGGACGUGAGCGAAUCUUCGUUCUCGUCGUGCAUGGCUCGCCACAACAACUACAUGCAAGAGUCAACCCAGCGGUGCGAAAUAACGUUCUGCAGUUCUAUUCACGAUUUGAAGCUGCUCUUGGUGCGCUUUGCCCAGGAAAAGAGUUUCCACGAGGACGCCGGCGGCGGUGGACCACAAUCCAACAUGCACCUGGUGCCGUACCUGCUGUUCUACAGUCUGUACACCCUGCUGUCGUCUCGUUCGUACUCGCGCGAAGAAAUGCUUCUGAGCUCUUACCUAACCCACAAACCGUCGGAGCGUUGGCUCGAGUGCGCGUACGAAGCCGAUGGUCCGUUCUACCUGAUAGCCAUGUCACUGGCCCUGCACACCCCAGGUAUUUGGAACCGCAACAGGUUGGCCCACCUCAAGCGACUGAUCGUGAUCGCCCACGCGCGCCACGUGAGCCCCAACUCCAUCUGCAAGUUUAUCGCCCCGGCCGACAAGUCCCAAAAGGACUACAGCGUGUACAAGCCGUACCUGCUGAUGUGGGCGCUGGUCGAUUUGAUCUACAAAAACUUCUUCCGCACCGUCACCACGCCCAAGGACGAGGACUGGCCGAUUUCGCUGUUUGACUACAUCCGCCGCAACGACGAAUCGAUGCUGAAGCACGCGGACAGCACGCUGGAGACGUUCUCCGACGAGUUUGUGCCGUGCACGUCGUUUGCCGAGUUCUGCGAUGUCGCCGGACUGCUCGGAGAUAUUGAAAAUCCGGACGGAUGGCUGGACGAGCUGUUGCAGGCGUUGCCCUCGCCGGGAUCGUCCGCCGCCGGUGGGUCUUCAUCGGCCUCCGGUAGCGGCCCGUCGUCGACGAGCGCUUGAGUUUGGUACGAACGGUCACCGGCCAUUGGUGACGAUGACGAUGAUUGGUGAUGGUAAAUUGAAGUUCUGCGUACAUUAUAUACUAUCCACGAUAUGCAAUUAUUUAACCCAAAAUGUCAAACUGUUUGAAAUAUGAAAUACAUUUGAUAGAGUUGGCAGUGAUUUAGUAAUAUUCUCAAAUAUAAACAUUAAAACAGUAACAGAAUACUGAAAAUAAUAGCCGAUGCACGCCCUAUAAUAUGAGUGUUUAAUCAAUUCACGUUCUUAUCAAAAAUAAAAAUAAAGCAGCAAUUUAAAAAAUCUUAAA